Nothobranchius furzeri (turquoise killifish) is the source of this 3935-nucleotide messenger RNA. It is a transcript of the gene setdb1b, whose product is annotated as SET domain bifurcated histone lysine methyltransferase 1b. Gene Ontology annotation, biological process: negative regulation of gene expression; heterochromatin organization. The record is from RefSeq and is a predicted model, not a curated record. Gene Ontology annotation, molecular function: zinc ion binding; DNA binding; protein binding. Gene Ontology annotation, cellular component: nucleus. NCBI's taxonomy places the organism in Eukaryota, Metazoa, Chordata, Actinopteri, Cyprinodontiformes, Nothobranchiidae.
CGCCCUUUUCGGACACCCCGGGAAUCGAAACAUCUUUUGUAGCUUACCCUUUAGCAUUAGCGGAAUAAGCUAGUUUUACAUCUGCGUCCGAGAUGAUGGAGAUCAGCGAGCGAAUGGAGGUGGACGGCUGGGACUCGAGUCUGGAGGACGAUUUGGGUGUUUCCUUGGAUGAUCUGAAGAAGCUGGUUGAAGAAGCUGUGGAACAGAGUGAGAUGGUGCAGAAGAAAAAAGCUCAGUUGAAAGAACUGAAGCAGUGGGUGGAACAGAAAGAGGAAGAGGAGGCAAAGACGGAGAUGCUUCUCAAAGACACAAACCAAUCUUUAAAGAGGUGUGAGAAACUGGUAAAGGAGGCUUAUCAGCUGAACGGUCUUGUCUACCGAGAGAGCAGCUCUGAGGAUGAAGGGGGUGGAGAUGGACUGUGCUCUGAAGUCAUUGAGAUAGAUGAUGAUGACGAUGACGAUGUCAUUGCAGUUGGAUGUUUGGUUCCUCCAACGAAAUCUCCAGGCAAAGACUCAGUGUUAAAAGAAGCUUCUGCAGUUCUCCAGAAAACCUCCCAGCAGGUGCAGAAGUUGACCCAAAUGGUGGGCAAACCUUCACCAGGAGCUCCUCAGUCACUCAUCCAGGUUUCAGCACCGACAAUAUUUGUAUCGCAAGCUUCGUCUCAAGGGACGACCCCGCCGAGCUCGAGCUUGAAAAAAUUUGAUCUCCGGAUCGGGAUGAACAUCCUGGGAAAGAAACGCACCAAGACAUGGCACAAAGGAACCCUCGUGGCUAUCAACCCUAUUGGAAACGGUGUUUAUAAAUACAAAGUGAGGUUUGAUAAAGGCAAGAGUUUGCUGUCCGGGAAUCACGUGGCUUUUGACGACAACCCGGCUAUGGAGGACCUGUUUGUCGGGGCUCGUGUCGUCGCCAGGUACAAAGACGGAAGCCUGACGUGGCUCUACGCGGGAAUCGUGGCAGAGAUGCCCAACAACAAAAACCGCAUGAGGUAUUUGAUUUUCUUCGACGACGGCUAUGCUUCAUAUGUGAUCCUGCCUGAAGUCUACCCAGUGUGCAAACCGCUGAAGCGUACUUGGGAAGACAUAGAGGACGCGUCGUGUCGAGACUUCAUCGAGGAGUACAUUUCUGCCUACCCCAGCAGGCCGAUGGUGCUCCUAAAGGUCGGCCAGAUCAUCAAGACCGAGUGGGAGGGGACUUGGUGGAAGAGCAAAGUGGAGGAAGUGGACGGCAGCUUGGUCAAAAUUCUCUUUUUGGAAGAUAAAAGGAGCGAGUGGAUUUACAGAGGAUCCACCAGAUUAGAGCCCAUGUUCAAUCUGAAAAUGACUUCAGCAAACACACAAGAGAAGAAACUGGCCGGCCACCAGCGGACCAGGCCAAACAUGGGAGUGCUUAGAAGUAAAGGCCCAGUGGUUCAGUACACUGGCGUUGAACAUGCUGGAAGUUCUUCUGUUCCUCCCAGUCAGCCUGCUGCGACACCACAGCUUCAGCAGCGUCCUCAGCCCAUUCAGCCCCAGCAGCCUCCUCAGAUCCAGCAAACGCCUCCGCCCUCACAAACCAUACAGCCUCAGCGCAUCGAGAAUAAGCAUCAGAUGGCAAAGAAGAGCACAUCUCCAUUUAUCCCUGGGGUUGGAGGAACACAUGCCUCCAAAAUCUUGCAGACUUUGUCCCCCACUUCCAGCAACCUCAGUGGAAAAGUGAUGGCUAUUCCGAAUGCCUCUACGUCCCAACCCUCUGUCACCGUUUCCUACCAGAGACAGCCCUCUGUGGCUCCUCCCCCUCCACCUGUGACCCACGCCAUGGCCGUAAUUCCUACACAGCCCGCCUACCGAGCCCCGACUGACCGCAUCUUCUACAUGCCUCACGUGUGUCAGCCCGCUUGUCUGAAACGAAUCCGGCCGGUGAAACCGGACAAGCAUCGAGGGAAAAACCCCCUCCUCACACCCCUGCUCUAUGAUUUUAGACGCAUGACGAGUCGACGCAAAAUCAACCGAAAGGUGUCUUUUCACGUGACGUACAAGGCUCCAUGUGGUCUCUGUCUCCGUAAGAUGUCAGAGAUCCAGACCUACCUCUUCCAAACCCGCUGUGACUUCAUAUUCUUAGAAAUGUUCUGUCUCGACCCCUACGUGCUGGUUGAUCGGCCUUUCCAGCCACAAAGGCCGUUUUAUUACAUUCCAGACAUCACCAGUGGAAAGGAGGACAUCCCGCUGUCCUGCGUCAAUGAGAUCGACACCACCCCCCCUCCUAAAGUAGCCUACAGUAAAGAACGUAUUCCUGAAGACGGCGUGGUCAUCAACACCAGUUCUGAUUUCCUGGUGGGGUGUGAUUGCACGGACGGCUGUCUGGACAAGUCCAAAUGUUCCUGCCACCAGCUGACGCUGCAGGCUACAGGCUGCACACCCGGGGGACUGAUCAACCAAAACGCGGGAUAUUUAUACAAGCGAUUAGAGGAGUGCCUGCCUACAGGGAUCUACGAGUGUAAUAAAAGGUGCAAAUGCUGUGCUCAGAUGUGCACAAAUCGGCUGGUGCAGCACGGUCUGCAGGUCCGCCUCCAGCUCUUUAAGACUCAGAACAAAGGCUGGGGCAUCCGGUGCUUGGAUGAUAUCGCUAAGGGCUCGUUUGUCUGCAUUUAUGCCGGUAAAAUCCUGACUGAUGACUUCGCUGACAAAGAAGGCCUUGAAAUGGGCGAUGAGUAUUUCGCCAACCUGGACCACAUAGAGAGCGUGGAGAACUUUAAGGAGGGCUAUGAGAGCGAGGCGCACUGCUCGGAUAGCGAGGGGAGCGGAGUGGAUGUGUCCAGAAUCAAAAUCCAGCCGUCCUCUUUGGCCACUGGAAACACGGCCGCACAACUUUCUAAAAAAGGCCGAAGCUUGAGCUCAUCAGACGACAGCAACGGGGAAGGCGACAAAGACUCGAAGAGCGACGAUGAAAGCGACAGUUCAGACGACACGUUUGUGAAGGACAACUACUACUCGUCCAGUUCGGUGUGGAGGAGUUACACCACGCGGGGUCAGCUCAAAGGCAACAAGGAAGGGAGUCAGGAUAGCAAAGAUGGAAUGAGCGUUUCAGGAGGGGCAGCUUCUGAGAAGCCCCCAUCGAUACCAGUGGAGAUGGGGAAAAGCAAAGUGGCUUCCUGGCUAACGAGCCAGGGGCUGAAGAAGGACACUGAAGACAAAAGUCAAAUGAAGUCUGAUGCAUCCAAGAGGCAGGAUGUGAUGACGCUGUCUGACAGCGAUGACGUUCAGACUAUCAGCUCAGGAUCAGAGGACAACAAGGAAAAAGAAAAACCCGCUCCAGUUUCUGGCCCCAGCGUGACCAAAAAGCAAGUGGCUGUGAAAUCCACCCGAGGCAUCGCCCUGAAGAGCCACAGCAUGAUGGUGAAAACGGGAGCAUCCGGAGGAGGGGCGGGGCCAAGCGGGCAAGGAGGGAAAGCUGGAAAUCAGGGAACGCCCGGAGAAAGUGGCGACAGCGGUCCCAAAAACACCCGGCUGUUCUUCGACGGGGAGGAAUCCUGUUACAUCAUCGACGCAAAGUUGGAGGGGAAUCUUGGGCGAUAUCUUAAUCACAGCUGCAGCCCAAACCUUUUUGUCCAGAAUGUGUUUGUGGACACACACGACCUGCGAUUCCCCUGGGUGGCCUUCUUUGCCAGCAAGCGUAUCCGGGCCGGCACCGAGCUGACCUGGGACUACAACUAUGAGGUGGGGAGUGUGGAGGGUAAAGAGCUGCUGUGCUGCUGCGGGUCCACAGAGUGCAGAGGAAGGCUACUGUGAUCCACCUACAUUCAUCCUGUUCCUGCAGAGAAGAACUUCUAGAUGAUCCUCAUCAGCGUAGCUUAGAGUUGAACUUUCAUCAGUUUGAUUUGUCAUUUUUUAUCGGGAUCUUUCCUAAAGUGUCUUGUUUUCUUUACAUCUGAAUAAAAGUUUCAUUUAGGACCCAAA